Diabrotica balteata is the source of this 927-nucleotide messenger RNA. The record is from the annotation of a GenBank genome assembly. Lineage: Eukaryota; Metazoa; Arthropoda; Insecta; Coleoptera; Chrysomelidae.
AUGGCUUUAAAUGAAACAGCUCAUGAAGCAGCAAAUGUACCCGAUUUGAUCACUUCAGGAAUAAAUGUUAAUGAUAUGAUGUACCAUAUACCUUACGAAUUUGAAGUCAUUAACGAAGAUGUAAACAACUACUUUCAAGAUCCCUUUGAUAAUCAGGGUAUUAACGUUAAGUCGCUUUCCUUUGAACUUAAAGAUAAUUCUGAUCCUAGGUUUAUACCAUCUCAAAAAGAAGCGUAUCAACAAGACGACUCGGAAUACUCAGAUGAAGAACAAAAUAAAAACAAUCCAGAUACGAGAACAGCUAAAAAGAAAAGGAAGAAAAAAACCAAUAGUGAAUUAUGGGAUAAAAACGUUAACAAAAGAAAAAGAAUGAUGGGAGAAGAGUACGUUGGAUACACAAGGUCUAAAGAUGGGACAGUUAAAGAUGAUACAAAAAGAAACAAAAGAAUGCUCUUACCUAAAUGAUGCAGUGAAACAAAUGAAGAUUAUAAUUCAGAUGUAGAUCCGGACUUUAUUCCAAGUGAUUCUGAUUCCGAAAUUCAUGCGGAUCCCAUUCAACAGCCUACCAAGAAUACUCUACCAUCAAUGUAUCCAUACUCGGAUACAGAUUCUGAUGAUGAAAUUACAGUAGAAAAUACUGGUGUAGCAAAAGAUAGAGUAAACGAUGCUUCAUCUUUAUUAUUAGAAUUUAAGAAUAUUAAUAACGAUAUUGAACUAAUGUCUGACGAUAUUGCACUAGAUGAACUCGACAAAGAACUUGAUACAUUUGAAACAAAAUUUUAUAUUGCUAUAGCUACAGCAAAAUUAUUAUUAAAAGAUCAUGGCGAUUCCGCUUCUCAACGUUCGAAACGAACUUGCCAAGAACCAGCGUGUGAAGUGGGAGUUACCAGCAGUUCAUCUCCAGACAUUCACUUAAACACAUCGUAA